This is a messenger RNA of Punica granatum (pomegranate), 1627 nucleotides long. Lineage: Eukaryota; Viridiplantae; Streptophyta; Magnoliopsida; Myrtales; Lythraceae. The record is from RefSeq and is a predicted model, not a curated record.
AAAAGACGGGGAGAGACGGCACGCAAUAUCGAAUCAAUUGAAGUUGCUGCCCGGCAGUGUUGGAUCUUGACUCAAACAAUCGAUGUCUUGCCCAGCGUAAGAAAAACUGAAGUGAGAGAACCCAAUUCCUGUUCAGUUGGUUUUGAUCAUCAAAGUCUCAAACUUUCCAGCUCCUCGGUCGGGUUGGUGACUCCAUCGUCCGCUGACAGUACUCGGAUACAUACAAGAGACGCGGACACAGCAUCAAUUGUUGUAAGAUUAUAGUCAUGUCGAUUCCUCAGCCCAUAAAGAAGUCAGUUCUAGGUGUUAUACUUGACUUAGAUGGGACCCUUUUAAACACAGAUGGCAUAGUAAGUGAGGUUUUAAAAGUAUUCCUGGUGAAGUUUGGAAAACAAUGGGAUGGUAGAGAGGCUGAUAAGAUAUUAGGCAAAACACCUUUUGAAGCCGCAGCUGCUAUAGUAGAAGAUUAUGGGCUUCCUUGUGCGACAGAGGAAUUCGUCUCUGAAAUCACUCCUACGUUCUCUGAUCAGUGGCGCAAUAUCAAACCUCUACCUGGUGCCAGCCGUUUAAUAAACCAUUUGAAAGGCCAUGGAAUUCCAAUGGCAUUGGCUUCUAAUUCUCCAAGGGCCUGCAUAGAAUCUAAAAUAUCCUGUCAACAGGAUUGGAAGGAAUCCUUCUCUGCUAUCAUUGGUGGUGAUGAAGUGCCAGCUGGAAAGCCUUCUCCUGAAAUAUUUCUUGAAGCAGCAAAUCGAUUGAAAAUGGAACCGUCUAGCUGCCUGGUCAUUGAGGAUUCUCUGCCUGGUGUUACAGCUGGCAAGGCCGCUGGGAUGGAAGUAGUUGCCGUCCCGUAUCUUCCCAAGCAAUCCCAUCUCUAUACAUCAGCUGGUGAGGUCAUCAAUUCCUUGCUCGACUUGAGACCAGAAAAGUGGGGUCUACCUCCUUUCAAAGAUUGGAUUGAGGGAACCUUACCAUUAGAACCUUGGCAUAUUGGGGGGCUCGUCAUUAAGGGUUUUGGUCGGGGCUCAAAGGUGCUUGGGAUCCCUACAGCUAAUUUGUCGACGGAAGGGUACACGACGCUGCUGUCAGAGUAUCCCUCAGGAGUUUAUUUCGGGUGGGCUGGAUUACCUGUGAGAGGAGUUUAUAAGAUGGUCAUGAGCAUUGGCUGGAACCCGUAUUUCAAUAACAAAGAAAAGACUAUUGAGCCUUGGUUGCUUCAUGAAUUUGAUGAGGACUUCUAUGGAGAGGAAUUGCGUCUCGUCAUAGUUGGCUAUAUACGACCUGAGUUGAAUUUCCCAUCUCUUGAGAGUUUAAUAGAGAAGAUCCAUGAUGACCGAAGAAUCGCUGAGAAAGCUCUCGAGCUUCCCCUCUACUCAAAGCACAGGAACGAUCCGUACCUUGAAGUCUCUGAUCGGGGUGACCACAAAAAUUCAUGAACUUAUCAGAAAGUCUGUUAGUUGGCAUGAUUUACGCCCACCUUAUUAGGUACGAUUAACUGAAACAUUGUACUUGCGCACGGGGAACAUAACUUAAUCUUGCAUGGUAAUCCCGAAACAUUGUACUGUUGUGUUGUUCUUGGCAUAUUUUUGGCCCUCAGAAAGGAGUGUUUUCGUGCUUUUACCCAGCAAAA